AUGAGUGGCUUCGCUGGGCGGCGGCGGCGCUCCUCCCGCGAAGGAGAGCGCCUGCAGGAUCCUGAAGAUCGAGAAGGGCGACUUCGAGUGGGCGCGGCAGAUGAACGGCUGCAGGCGCUGCUGGAAGAGCGAGAGGGCAGAGCAGCAUCGGUGCCGGCGAGGGCGGCAGCGGUUCGAAGGCUGGCUGCAGCUCCAGAGCAGGCCGGGCAAGCGGCAACUACAUCCUCGGCGAGAAGGCCGAGCAGAGAACCACAAGGUCAGGUUAUGGGCCAGCCAAAUGGGCCAGGACAAGUCACGAUUGAGUCGGCGCCGGGACUGCUGGACUCGGUCAGGCAGUCUUUAGAUGUGUUGCAACGAGCUUUUGGUGGAAAUCCUCAAGGUCAAGGGCUACUUGCACCCCUACUUCAACACCACGAUCUUGGACAUCUAGCCGGUACCGGUCCUGGAGUUCAUGCUGGGCAUGGGAAUGUCUUUGGAUCGCCACAGUGUCCAAUUCCACCCCGAGGAGGACCUUUGAGCUAUGGCCCCACGAUUGAAUUGGGACCACAACCGAGGGUUCUGGAACCUUAUCCCAUGGCUACUCCUCCCCCAAUGAGUGGGGUGAAUGUCAACCCUUUUUGGAGCACACAAGCACGAGCUCAUCCUGGUGAAAGUGGGGUGGUGCCUGAGGGGAUGCCGCAAGGGGAAGUCAGAAGGUCGCCAAACUAUGUUGAUGUGGAGGCCAUCAGGGAGAAGGUGCUCAGGGAAGCCGAGAAUCUCUUUGCAAAGGAGAUCAAGAAGGCCACUGGUGGAGCAGAGUCAUCAUCCUUCGAGUCGGUUCCAAGUGCUGACCGAGAGCCUGGGCGGUCAACGGUCGGGGUGAUGGGACCGGGUGGAGGAGGCAAUGGGGGCGAAUCGACUCGUGGCGAUGGUCGAGGGUCUCAACCACAUGGUCUUGAGCGUCCACCAGGGUUGCUGAAGGAGGGUGUGUGUGAGGGUCCGUUGAACAGGUCUGAACUGCCUCAGGGGACCGUGAAUGAAGUGUUUAGAAGCUUGGAGUUACCACCUCUACCAUCUCCUGGCAGCGAUGGUGCUUCGCUGGCUUUCGGCGAUUGGCUGACGGUGGCGAUGCCUCUUAUGUCGGACCUGUCAUCCUCUGCGAGGGGUUGGUGGCAAGCAAACAUCAUGGAGGCGGAGGCGCUGUAUGAGACUUGGCUGAAGUUGAAGCCGCUGGAGAGGCUAAGGCUUAAGGUUGAUCGGCCUUUGCACCCCAGUUAUGAACGAGUUGAGCACCGGGGAGUGACUAUCCUAUUGGGGGUUCUUCCCGAUCAAGUUCGAAGGGAUGUCAUCGCCUCUAGAAAGGUGAGCUGCCUCGGAAUUCUGUUUCGGCUGUAUACCAUUUUUCAACCAGGGGGUUCAGCUGAGAGAACUGCGCUCCUCAAGAGCAUCACCGAGCUGAAGGUGGGCAAUGGGGUGGCAGACGUUUUGUCUGGAAUUCGCCAAUGGAGGCGAUGGAUCCAGCGUGCGCAGGAGUUGGGCCUGACUACACCGGACCCUCUGGUGCUGGUGCAAGUGCUGAACAGGGUCACAGAAGCCCUGGGUCGACAUGGUGGUGCUCAGGCGGAGGCUGAGGAUCUGGCGCUGAUGACUGGCUCUUCAAAGACGCCUGCAGCAGGUGCGAAUGUGAACAUGUCCACAGCUGGAGGGACAGCUCCAAAGGAGGAGGUGAGGGGUGUGCCAUCUUUGGAUCAAGAGGACCUCGAGGAGGAAAACCUAGAACGUGAUGGUCGUCAAGAUCCACCAGAGUUAGAAGAUCAGCAGUUGGUUGAGGAGGGUGAGGAGCAGGUGAUUGGUCGUGAAGAGAUCGAUGAGCUUCGGAGGCCCCAUCAGCUGCAGAACAUUACAAUGGUGGAGGUGAUGGAAGACAGAGGACAGGGGGGGGGGACAGAUCGAGAUCCAGGAGCUUGCCUGCAGGUCGAAAGCAAUGGAAGCUGUGGAGGGUCGGCAGAAGGUAUGGUGAAGUGCCUCGAGUGCGAUCUUUGGCAACUGGGGGAACAUCGAGGAGCUGGAUGUCGAUUUUGUGAAGGAGAUCUGCCGAAGGAGCAGGAUGGGCUGCAGGUUCCGGGGGAGGAAGCUUUGGAUUUGCAAGCCUGUUCAUGGACUCAGGCAGUACAGUGGCAUGAGGAAGAAGUUCGUAGCCACUGGCAGUUGAAAAGAAUGUGGCUGGAUCAGUUGAAUCAGGUGGCGGUGGGUGCACAGCAGGGCAGUGAACAUGGAGGAUGGCUUCAAGUUCUGGAAGAACAGUUGAUGGUCCGGGAGGAGUGUCUUCAACGCCAACAUGGAGCCCUGGAGAGUUGGAGGAUGGCGGCACUGCAGGCGGCGGGGGGUUCAGGAGAAGGAGAAGAGCAGAAGCCUUCGCUGGUCCUUCAGACCUACACGGUGUCGCUGGCCCAAGUGCGAAGGGAGUUGCACAAGUGGGUCGAACCCUUCAAGGAUGAGUAUGUCUCUCUGUCCACUACUACUGGAGCGAUCUUUCCAACCACAGAGGAGGCUUUGAAGAAGGAUCCGAGAUAUCCCUGGCGGGAAGAAGCGCCAGCGAUGCUGGUCCCUACGGUCAAGAGUCCUCAUGGACGGCACAGGGCAAGGGUGGUCAUUUGUGGCAACCAUCUCACAAAGUCCCAGGUGGAGACGAAGGCUGUCAGUCCAUUGGAAGCAUCAUCGAUCUCUUCACCCUUUGAACUAUAUGCAGGAGGGGCGGAUGCGACAGUUUUGCGAGCUUUACUCAGGAAGAGUGCUCUGGAGAAAUGGUCCGUAGCGAGUCUGGACGUGAAGACAGCGUUCUUGCUAGCUCCAAGAAGAGAUGCACAGCAGAGGCUGCUCAUUACGCGUCCUCCUCGGGUGCUGGUGGAAGCAAAGGUGUGCGAUGCUGACGAAAUCUGGGAGGUCAGAAACUCGCUCUACGGUCUCCAGGAGGCGCCUCUCAACUGGGCGAGAUUCAGGGACGAAGAGAUGGCCAAGUUCCGCUGGACUGAUGAAGGUGAAAACUGGAAGCUGGCUCGCACUCAAGAGCCCAACUUGUGGAAGGUGAUCCUCGAUGAUCCAUCCAAGUCAAGGUUGCCCGACAAGGUGUACGGAUUUGUCGCUGUGUACGUCGAUGAUAUCCUGGUGACUGGUGAUGAAAGAGUGACUCGAUCGACCAUCGCUCGGUUCCAGCAACAGUGGAAAUGCUCGACACCGGAGUGGCUGACGCCUGAAAGCAGCUUGAGGUUUUGUGGCUUUGAGAUUGCCCAGGAGAAGAGGGGACUUCGUUUGCAUCAGGAGUCAUACCUACGAGAUCUUUUGGCCAGAUAUCCUGAUGUCAAGUCAGCUCAAAGCCCGCUGCCAGGUGUCUUGGAUGAGACUGAGGAGACGAAUCCUGAGGUUGCAGAGGUGAAGGAAGCGGAGGACUGUGUGCAGGUCAAGAGACUGAUCGGGCCGGGACCACUUCCUCCACCGGGAUCGGUGGCCGCAGACGGGGGCUAUGGCGGCUCCAUUCCAGGAAGGUCAAGAGCAGUGCAACGAGGUCGAAAGGCCUUACAAGGUUCAGAGACGAUAGAAGGCGAGGAAGUCACCUACGGUGGAAGGGGCAUCAGUGCUUGUGACAUUGAGUCCAUCGAGGGUGGCACGAAGACGGGCUAUGAGCUAAGGCUCCAAGGACGUGAGCAUCGGGGGGAGAGCGGAAACAAUUCCGGCCAGGUGACGGAAGGGACGUCCCAAGCGGCCAAUUCAAGCGAACACUUGCCUCCCGAAGCUGACCAAUGGCCAAUUUGGCUAGGAAUUGAGACCGCAGUACUACAACAUCCUCACCGUGAUGGUGAACGACAAGAUGAGGACUGUGAGUCGGACGGAAGCUUUGAGUUUUUGCGCAGCACUGGAUGA
Molecule: messenger RNA, 3897 nt
Organism: Durusdinium trenchii
Lineage: Eukaryota; Dinophyceae; Suessiales; Symbiodiniaceae
Source: the annotation of a GenBank genome assembly